GCCUAUUCAGUGUUCAACUCUCUCCCCACAUAUUCCUUAUCUUUCACCACACAAAUAACAACAUUAACACCACAUUGUCUCAUAUCAUAUCAAACCUUCAAGACUCAAAAUCUUAGAAGAAAAACAAAAUAUAGUGUCAUUACAUUCAUUCAUUUUGAUUCAAAGAAAACAAAAAAUGGCCACAAACUCUCUUCACUGUUCAAUUCAACAACACCAUAACCAUCAUUUCCAUAUCAAAUUCCAACCUCCAACUACUAUUUCUGCUUCACAACUCUUCCUUAAACCCUCUAACAUUACCAACAACAUCACUCUUUCACAUUCUUCUUCUGGUUCUUCUUCAUUUUCAUGUGUUACAUUCUCACUCUCACAAGCUACUUCCACCACCCCAUCAUCAACCUCACAAGAAUCAGUUUCCUUUGAAGUCUUAAAGCAGCAUCUCACAGCAGAAGAGUAUCAAAAAGCUGAUGAAGAAACAAGGAGGCUCCUCAUAGUUCUAGCUGGUGAAGCUGCUCAGAAACGUGGAUAUGUCUUCUUCUCUGAGGUUCAGUUCAUAUCAGAAUCUGACCUCAAAACCAUUGAUGAACUCUGGAGGGUCCACAGUGACAACAAGUUUGGAUACAGUGUUCAGAAGAAGAUAUUUGAGAAAUCCAAUGAAGACUUCACCAAGUUCUUCAUCAAAGUUGGUUGGAUGAAGAAGCUUGACACUGAAAUGGAACAGUGUAACUAUGAGAUCGUCGGUCCAGGUGAGGACGAAGAAGAAGCUGGCGGCGCCAUGAACGCAGAUGUGGCGGAAGUUGCAAAUGCACUAGCAAACCCGCAUCCGUUUCAGGAGCCUUCUUUCAUGCGGUCAUUGGAUUUGGAGGCUAUGCACGCACCGGAGUUUCCGCAAUAUAUGAAUCCAGCCCCUCCUGUUGUGGCGGAUGGUGAGUUCACAGUGGGGAUGGAAUUCAGUUCAAGGGAGGCAGUAAUCAAGGCAAUUAAAGAUUACACCAUCCGGAUAGGUGUGGACUAUUGGGUAUAUGAGUCGGAAUCGACGACAUUCUAUGCAAAAUGUACAGAAUAUGGGAUGGUUGUGACUGGUUGAUCAGGGUAACUAAAA
Molecule: messenger RNA, 1099 nt
Organism: Arachis ipaensis
Lineage: Eukaryota; Viridiplantae; Streptophyta; Magnoliopsida; Fabales; Fabaceae
Gene: GUN4
Product: protein GENOMES UNCOUPLED 4
Biological process (GO): chloroplast-nucleus signaling pathway
Cellular component (GO): chloroplast
Molecular function (GO): tetrapyrrole binding
Source: RefSeq, a predicted model, not a curated record